CUCGUAACUGGGAAUAACCAUCCACCUUUGGAAACAAAUUUGCUUGUUCUGGCUAGAAAAAAAGUAAAUAUUCACUAAAACAUUAAAUUCUAAUUAUUUAAGUUUCGCUAAAAAUAAUGAGCAUCGAAUGCAGUGGAGAAUUGUACUUUUAUCCUCCAUUUACGACUAUGUCGAAGGAGUUAAUUUCUGUGUAUAAUCCAAAUCCGGAACCGGUCAUCUUCAAAGUGAAAACGACUGCUCCUAAACAGUACUGUGUUCGUCCCAAUUCUGGACGAAUUGAUGCUAAGUCCAGCGUCAACGUACAAGUUCUGCUUCAAGCCAUGAAAGAGGAACCUGCUCCUGAUUUUAAAUGCCGUGACAAAUUUUUGAUUCAGAGCAUGGCAAUUGGUAAUGAGAGUACGGAGGGUGUUGAAAACUAUCAAGAAUUUUGGUCUGAGAUGGAAAAGCACAGAAAUCCUGUUCACGACCGAAAAAUUCGAUGUGUCUACUCUGUAAAUCAAGCCCCCGGCCCUGCAUCUUCCGAGAGACAAAACGAAAACACCGCUGAUGCUUCCCAAGCUACCGCUUCCUCCGAAGCUGCCAAUAUUGGACCUGGCGGCAUUGCUCCUACCGCCGCUGCUCUCUCCUUGGAAGAGACCAAAAACGAUGUCAACAACGACAAGACUGAUGCUGCCGUCGACGAUAACUUGCGCUCUGCCGUUGACGAUGCAGGUAUUAGUCAAACUUCUGACAAGAGUCCAGUCAAUAAUACUGAGCAAACUAGUGCUCCCAUGGUAGCAGAUGAUACAGAAAACAAGGCUCAAAAUACUGUGGAUACUAGUGCUCCUGAACCAGUUCGUCGCACUAUUUCUUCUACUCCUCCUUCUCAUCCUCCUCCACCUGUGCCUAAAGAAGAAAUGAACAAUUUUGUCCAACAAACAACGGAAGCAACCCCCUCUGGUGAUGCCGCUUCCUCUACUGUUGGUAAUGACACUCGUGAAGCUAUUCAGGGAGACCAGGCUGCUGUCGCUCCCUCACAAGAGAAGGAUGCUGUUGCCAAGGAAACAAAGCCUACGUUCUCUGCUGAACCUUCUACCGUUGCCAAUGCUGCUAUGACCAACACUCCUGGUAUUCCACCUAACGUCGUGGUUGUCCUUUGCCUCAUUUUCUUCCUCAUUGGCUAUCUCUUUUUUUAAGGACGCCGUGUGGGUCAAGUAGUGAGUAUGAAAUGAUCUUCCCUUGCUGAUUUGAAUCGAAACUUUUAUGCAGUCAAAGUCGUUUAUUCUAUUAUUAAAGUUACUAUCGCUCUUUCUCCCGGUAAACAGUGUACUUUACUCUGGUACAUCCAUUGUUAAUACCUUAUUCUUUGAGUCUUCUACAUAGAAAACCUUUUUGCUUGUCUAUUAAAUAAUACUACUCUAUAAGUAGAGCUGAAAUGAACCAGGUUCUCUUUAUAUUAUUGCCGAAAAUAUGCACUUGAAGAAGGACUAACUAGCGUUGAUGAUUACAAGUUGAAUGAAUUUAUAUUUUCACCUCAAAAUCUUAAUUAUUUUAUUACUAUUAAAAAGAAUUUUUAACUGAAACAUUUGCUCAAUGGAAUAGAAGUUCGUAAACAAAAAUGAGGGCGAAGACAGGAUUAGGAAUCAUAAAGGAUGUAUGGUAUAUUUAUGGAGCGAGCAGAGCACCGGAAAACGGGAGACAGUUGUUUAUUCCUUUAAUUUUUCUAGUUCGGAAAGUACAGGGCUGUUGUAUCUCCGGAAAAUAUUUGCUUUGUAAGGGUGAUCAGGACCAUCAUAUAUAUGUAGUCGAUUCAUGCGCAUGUCCCAAAGACGAUUCUUAGGAAGCAUUCCUCCCACAGCACGUCUCAAAAGCUCCUUGUAUCCUCUCUUUUUUGCCAUUUCUUCCAUCGUCCAUUCUUUUAAAUGUCCAGGUCGUCCUGAAUGAGAGUAGUAUUUAUGUUGUUCGAGUUUGCGACCAGAAAUUCGAACAUUUUCACAAUCUGUAACUACGACAACGUCGCCACAAUCCGCAGCAGGAUGGAAAAUAGGUUUGUGCUUGCCCAUUAACGUUAUUGCAAUAUUCGACGCUAGACGACCUAAUGGAAUACCUUUCGCAGAAACAUGAUGCCAAACUUUUGCAUAGGCCAGUGCCGUCUAAACUGAGUUAAUAAGAGUUCUAUUGUCAGAAAGAUUCUAUUCAUACCUGUCCAUUAAGUGUAGACAUAGCAAUUCGUUAUUUCACUGGCUAAAGGCGCUAGUAUUUUUAAAGAAAUGAUUUAACCAAUUUCAAAAAGUCAAAAAUAAAAGAUUAUGGAAGAAUUCUGCAAGUUUUUCGAUACAAAAUUCUCAAGGUCGGUUUGCUCUUGGCAAACUUGUUAGUAGCAAGUUGCAACGCAUACGAGACAGACAGGUUGUAGGAUGAUAUUUGAUGGUUAGAAAUAAUAGAAAUAAGUGUAUAUUUAUUGAAAUUUAAAUUAUAUAGAAAGC
Schizosaccharomyces cryophilus OY26 is the source of this 2465-nucleotide messenger RNA. RefSeq names its product MSP domain-containing protein. Gene Ontology annotation, molecular function: FFAT motif binding. The record is from RefSeq and is a predicted model, not a curated record. Gene Ontology annotation, cellular component: plasma membrane; endoplasmic reticulum membrane. Bases 117 to 1175 code for a protein of 352 amino acids. Gene Ontology annotation, biological process: endoplasmic reticulum membrane organization. The transcript is spliced from 3 exons. Lineage: Eukaryota; Fungi; Ascomycota; Schizosaccharomycetes; Schizosaccharomycetales; Schizosaccharomycetaceae.